AUGAGCCACGAAGAUGAGAAGCCUAACAGCGUCCCAUUCACACAAACAAACUCGAUCGCGUCUUCCCUCACUCAUGUUCUAUCCAACGAAAAGUCGCCUGUAACGCCUGAACUCCCUUCCAAGUUUCAAGCUGGUCAUGGAGAGUCUGCACUUCCUGAUGAUAAAAUAGAGGAAGCCAUCGAAAAUAGAGAGGAGGAUUGGGAAAACGAUCCCGAAAACGCCAGGAACUGGUCAACAGCGAAAAAAUGGACAGCAGUCUCCAUCGUGUCCUUCUACACUUUCGUCUCCCCUCUGGCAAGUUCUAUGAUGGCGCCUGGUCUACCAGAGGUCGCUCAGAAGUAUGGCAUUACGAAUUCAUCGAUCCUUGCCCUUACUCUGAGUAUAUUCCUGUUGUCGUUCGCAAUUGGGCCCCUCAUCUUUGCACCAUUGUCCGAGAUGUACGGGCGGACAUGGGUCCUCCAUAUUGCUAAUAUCUUCACUAUGGGUUUCAGCCUCGGCUGCGCGUUUGCACCGACCACGGGCGCACUCAUUGGUUUCCGUUUCCUUUCCGGUCUCGCUGGCAGUGCGCCUAUCGCGAUCGGUGCUGGGUCAAUAGGCGACAUGUUCUCCGAGCGGGAUCGUGCCUCGGCAAUGGCUAUUUUCAGUUUGGGACCUCUGAUCGGUCCCGUUGUCGGUCCUAUUGCAGGCGGGUUCAUUGCGCAAACUAUCGGCAUUAAGUGGGUCUUCAUUGUCAUAGCGAUCACGUGUGGUGUUGCCAGUCUCUUUGGCAUUCCACUUCUCAAAGAAACGUAUGCGCCCGUCAUCCGCUUGCAACGUGAUGCGAGCAAGGGCAUAGACCCCGAGAUAGCCGUGAAGUUGCAUCCUCAUCUUAGCGCAACCCAUGGAAACAAAUGGAAUUUCUUCGUGGACAAUCUUAGCCGGCCAAUAAUUAUGUUGUUCAGCAGUCUCGUUUGUUUCAUGCUCAGUCUUUACAUGGCAUUUCUCGCUGUCUUAGGCAUCUAUUACCUGAUGUUUGCCACCUUCGCCGAAUUGUUCCACAACACAUAUGGCUUCAGUGCUGGUACCGGUGGUCUUGCCUACCUGGGUUUGGGGAUAGGUUUUUUGGUGUCAACCAUUUUUGGAGCAAAAUGGGCCGAUGCUGCUUAUAAACACGCAAGUCUUGCAUCUAAAAAUGGCGGAGUUGGCACACCCGAGAUGCGCAUCCCAGCCCUGUCCUUCGGAUCACUCUUCGUUCCCAUUGGCCUGCUCUGGUAUGGAUGGUCUGCGGCUGCUAAAAUCCACUGGAUUAUGCCAAUUAUCGGUUCAGGUAUCUACGGAUUUGGUGGCCUUCCUAUUCAGCUGUACCUAGUCGAUGCGUUUACCUUUGCUGCGAGCGCUACCUCAGCUGCUGCUUUUUUCCGCUCCCUGUUUGGAUUCGUCUUCCCUCUCUUUGGACAGCAAAUGUUCGACAGGCUUGGCCUUGGUGGUGGCAAUUCGGUGUGUUUAUCUCUUCUUUAUAUGACACUGCAAUUCUAA
Messenger RNA from Laccaria bicolor S238N-H82, 1515 nucleotides. Its product is annotated as MFS drug/polyamine transporter. The transcript is spliced from 13 exons. Bases 1 to 1515 code for a protein of 504 amino acids. Gene Ontology annotation, biological process: transmembrane transport. Gene Ontology annotation, molecular function: transmembrane transporter activity. Lineage: Eukaryota; Fungi; Basidiomycota; Agaricomycetes; Agaricales; Hydnangiaceae. The record is from RefSeq and is a predicted model, not a curated record.